This is a messenger RNA of Vespula vulgaris, 2136 nucleotides long. RefSeq lists its product as uncharacterized. The transcript is spliced from 2 exons. The coding region runs from base 935 to 1948 and encodes 337 amino acids. The record is from RefSeq and is a predicted model, not a curated record. Gene Ontology annotation, molecular function: electron transfer activity; heme binding. Lineage: Eukaryota; Metazoa; Arthropoda; Insecta; Hymenoptera; Vespidae. Gene Ontology annotation, biological process: mitochondrial electron transport, ubiquinol to cytochrome c.
GAUUAUUGGAAAUCCAGCGAUCGAUGUACGACGUACGACGACGAAUCGCUUAAGAUAUUCCUACGAGUCUUUAAAUACAUUUAUAUAAGAGAGCAAAGGGAAGUUGGAUUCACGCUUUAUCAGAAUGAUCGCUCGUUCGCCGCGAAUAUGGAAGAUGCAACUUGCGAUGAUUCGCGUAUCAGCAGGAAACGUGUCCGACGUCGAAUAUAUCCAGCGUGUCGUCGCAUAGAUUUUCAUAAUCCAGUCGUGUAAAGAGAGAGAAAGAUCAAGAAUGUAUAUACGUGUGUGCCUAUGUGUGUAUGCUUGUGUAUGCAAGUCUUCGCGCGCGCAUGUGUGUGUGUGUGUGUGGAGAGAGAGAAAGAGAGAGAGAUAGGUCAAGUCGCAGCAAGCGCCGAGCGGCAAUGUGCACGCAUGCAUAAUGCCAAGCAUAACCAAGUGGUUUAUUUAUAACGUCGCGGAAAUACACUCGGUGCCUUUAUUGUAAAACGUUGUGUAACGCUCGUUGUGUAACGUAAUCAAUGAUACUCUCCGUCCUGAACGUCUACAAACUUACGUAUGCACGUACGUACGUGUACAUAACCCUAUGUAUUUAUGUAUGCAAAUAUGUUCAAUGCGUCCGAUAGUGAAGAUUUCUUCAAAUUGCAUAAAUAAAAAAAGGAAAAAGGAAAAAGAACGAAAAAGAAAAGACAAUGGAUAAUGAGAAUCAAUAAUUACGUCAAAAAUAUAAAUCCUCGGAAAGAUAUACAAUGAUGUAAAUGAGUAAAUAAAUGUUCACAUUGUUUCGACCGAUUAGAUAUUUUUUUGACGAAUUAAAAUACGAAGAAAAAAAGAAACAACGAUAGUUUUAUUUAUCUCGAGAAGAUACUUCGUUUCUAGAAAAAAUAUUAUAACGUCGAUUGUUUCGAUCGAUCGAUGUUGUUUUGCUUGGGAAAACAUGGCUACCGUUUUCAAAGGAAGUUACGCCGUUUUAGUAAGAACUUUCGAUAAAAUACGUGGAAAUAGAUGCGAUCGCGUCGCUUUACGGUCUAUUGGAACUCGUACUAGGUGUGAAAAUGACAGGAAGAGAAUUCGUAUAUCUCUGGGUGUCCUCACAGGUGCAGCCACCACCUGUGGAUCCAUUUUGUAUUUCCUCGACAGCUCGGUCAAGGCCAACGGCGUGCAAGCCAUGCCACCGAGUUACCCCUGGAAGCUCGAUAAAUUUUUGGGUUCUCUCGAUCAUAGUGCUGUACGAAGAGGCUGGCAGGUUUAUAAAGCGGUCUGUAGCGCUUGUCACAGUCUUGAAUUCGUUCGUUUUAUGGAUUUGAUCGAGGUGUCGCAUACGAAAGAGGAAAUCAUUGCUAUUGCGUCCGAAUACGAGGUAAGAUUUAAUCCCAUCGUUCAAAUUUAUUUCUAUUCUUUUAUUUUUUUAUUUUUUAAACAGAUCGACGAUGGACCAGACGAGGAAGGAAAUUAUUACAAAAGACCUGGAAGACUACCCGAUAAGGUACCGCCGCCGUUCCCGAACGAGGAAGCAUCGAGAGCUGCCAAUAACGGUGCUUAUCCGCCGGAUUUGAGCUACAUAAUAAAUGCCAGAAAAAACGGACGAAAUUAUGUAUUCUCUUUACUUACUGGCUUCAUGGAACCACCUGCAGGUGUGACCCUAACGGAAACCCAACAUUUCAAUCCCUAUUUUUUGGGAACUGCGCUCUCCAUGACAGAGUUGCUUCACGAUGGCAUCUUGGAAUACGAUGACGGCACACCAGCGACCAAAUCGCAAAUGGCAAAGGACGUCGUAGAAUUUCUUUCCUGGUCGAGUGGACAAGAUCACGACAAGCGAAAACUGAUGACUAUAAAGGCCAUCGGAAUUGGUAUCAUUGCUCUAAUGACCGUAUGGUACAUGAAAAAAAGUAUAUGGUCAGUCGUACUCAAUGAGCGGAUCUUCAGUAUAUCCAGAGAUAAAUGCAAAUAGAAAAAAAAGAAAAAGGAAAGGAAGAACGUUUCCUCCUUCCUUCCUAUCUCAACAGAAUUCUUGAACGAUACGAUCUUUAAAACGUAAGUGCCCAGUUAUAAUAGUUUCUAACGAUUGUACAGUGUAUCAUAUGUAAUUACCGUGUAAUCGACGAAGCAAAAAUAAAAAGAAAACACUAAGAAAAUAAA